Molecule: messenger RNA, 918 nt
Organism: Aspergillus mulundensis
Lineage: Eukaryota; Fungi; Ascomycota; Eurotiomycetes; Eurotiales; Aspergillaceae
Product: putative mitochondrial methylglutaconyl-CoA hydratase (Auh)
Exons: 2
Coding region: 1-918 (305 amino acids)
Biological process (GO): fatty acid beta-oxidation
Cellular component (GO): mitochondrion
Molecular function (GO): enoyl-CoA hydratase activity
Source: RefSeq, a predicted model, not a curated record
AUGCCUCCUCGUCUCACGCGCCUGGCGGUUCCAAUCCGAGCUCCGUCGACCGUCUCACUCCGCGUAAGAGUCGCAAGAUACAGCACCGCUCCCGAAGAUGCCGUGAUACAGACCCAAUACGUCCCUGCCCCCGGAUCAGGAAAUAUCCGCGUCCUCCUUCUGAACAGACCGAAUGCGCGGAACGCACUGUCCAAAGCCCUUCUGACCUCGCUAGCCCAGCAUGUCCAGUCGAUCUCCGCCGAGGGUGGUAACGGACCAACUAGAGCUCUGGUCAUCGGCAGCAAUGCCGAUUCCGCCUUUUGCGCGGGCGCCGACCUGAAGGAGCGCCUGCACAUGACCAAGGAUGAGACAAACGCAUUCCUGGCCAAGCUGCGAGGUACAUUCCGCGACCUUGCAGCCCUCCCAGUCCCUACCAUCUCCGCCGUCUCGUCAAUAGCACUAGGCGGCGGCCUCGAGCUCGCCCUCUGCACGCACCUCCGCGUCUUCGGCUCCAACAGCACCGUCGCCCUGCCCGAGACAAAGCUGGCCAUUAUCCCCGGCGCUGGCGGAACUUAUCGCCUUCCGUCGCUGAUUGGCGUCAACCGUGCUCGCGACCUCAUUCUCACUGGGCGCCGGGUGACGGGCCCGGAAGCUUACUUCAUUGGGCUGUGUGAUCGGUUGGUUGAGAUACUUCCUGAGGAGGAGCAGAAGGAGGGCGCUGCGCGGGAAAAGGUACUCCGUGAGAGCAUCAAGCUUGCUAUGGAUAUCUGUGACGGGGGUCCGAUUGCCAUUAAGCAGGCGUUGAAAGCAGUGAAUGGGUAUGAGAAGGGUGAGGCGGCGGAGAAUGAGGCGUAUGAUGGUGUUGUUGAGACCGAGGACAGACGCGAGGCUCUGAUUGCGUUCGGGGAGAAGAGGAAGCCUGCUUUUCGGGGGCGAUAA